This is a messenger RNA of Neodiprion virginianus, 2929 nucleotides long. RefSeq names its product separin (gene Sse). Gene Ontology annotation, cellular component: nucleus; mitotic spindle; cytoplasm. Lineage: Eukaryota; Metazoa; Arthropoda; Insecta; Hymenoptera; Diprionidae. Gene Ontology annotation, biological process: proteolysis; meiotic chromosome separation. The record is from RefSeq and is a predicted model, not a curated record. The transcript is spliced from 9 exons. The coding region runs from base 170 to 2068 and encodes 632 amino acids. Gene Ontology annotation, molecular function: cysteine-type endopeptidase activity.
UUGCCAUGCUGCUGUUUAGCUGCUACCUUCAACUUUACGACUUGACAUGCGGCAUCGCAUGCGGUGAUUCAAAAAUAUAGUAUAAUGGGUGAAUUUCAUUUGAUAACUGAAUGUAUAUUGAUUUUCUAACGUGAAUUCUAGAAAAGUCGUUAUUAUUUUACGCACAACAAUGCCCGCAGGUCGUUUUAAUUAUACCGAAGUUUGGCGGAAGUAUAAAAAAUGUCAAGAGGUUAUAGACAGUUUUACAGACUUUGAAAGUUCAGCCGAAUCUCCAGUAUAUACCGAUCAGAAUUUGGAAAUUAAUAUUAAAAAAUUAAUUUCCUGGAUGCAAUCGCAUCCAAGUUGCGUUGAAUAUAUGAGUCUUAACAAAAUGCUUGCUAUAUCUUGUCUGAUGGAUGACAGAGAAGUAGAAGCCAUUUAUCACUUGAUCGAAUCUCAUGCUGUUCUGCUACACCUCCAAGUACAGCAUCGAUACAAUAAAACACAGGAGCGACAAAUGUUGCUGGAAGAACCACAAACAUUUGGACUUAAUCCUGCCUAUAUAAAAUUUAACAGUGAUGAAGAAGUGAAAGAUUGUGCAUCUACUGUGACAGACAGAUUAAAAGAAUUUCCAGAAGAGUGGUACAUGGUCCAGCUGACGGCACAAUAUGAAUCUAGUAAAAGUUCAAUUUAUAACACGUCUGAAAUGAUUGGUAUGGUUCCUAUUCACAUAUCAGUACUACCUACGGGACAAAAUGGAAUUCAUCCCUUUUGUAUAACUGUUCCAAAGCCCAAACUAAGCACAAAUUAUGACGUUUGCAAAGAGAUACGUGAUAUUUUAAGUAGCAAUAGGAUGGAUUUACAGGCAACUUAUGCUAAUCACCGUUUGUAUUGGAAAAUGCGAGAUAAACAAAAUAACAGGAUGAAAAUGGCAAUUUGUGAAUUAGAAUCUACAUGGCUUAGGGAGUGGAGAGUUCUUUUGAUUGCGGAUCCUAUAGAAGAUUUGAGUGUAGUAAAAGAUGUGCGGGAAAUGAUCAACAAGCUUAUUACAGACAAUAAAUCAUCGAAUUGUAUAUCAGAACGUACUAGGUGGCUACUCCAUAAAAUAGCACUGGGUGCUUGCUUUCUGACAAGGACAGAAAUUGCUUUAGCAAUUAAAUAUAUUCUGCCACUCGAUGAAAAACUUUGUGAUAGUAUAAUAUUGUCUAUCUAUGGUAAAUUGAACAGCCUCACUCCACUGAUGUCAGUCAAGCGAAAAACUUUGGUUUUAAUUAUAGAUGAGAUACUUGACCACAUUCCAUUCGAAGUCAUGGAUGUUCUUACAAAUCAUCCAGUAACACGUUUUCCCUCACUACACAUGGCAUAUGCACUGUACAAAGAACAUGAAGAAACGAUCGAAAAUGGUUGUAAGGUUAUAAAAAUCGGAAAAAACAAUGGUAGCUUUAUGGUCAAUCCAUCAGGAAAUUUACCCGAGCUUGAGAAACGUAUGAAAUUGUUCAUUGAGUACUGGCUACCACAUUGGACAGGAACUUAUAAUAUUCAACCAGAUGAAAAGAGUUUUGAAUGUGCUUUAACCAACUAUGACAUAUUAAUGUAUAGUGGACAUGGAAGUGGAAUACAAUACUUAUCAGGGGAGAGAAUCGAGAAAUUACGAGUAAAGGCUAUUGUUCUCUUAUUUGGCUGUGGGAGUGCAAAGCUGUGGUCAGUAGGUGGAAGGUUUCCACCGAUUGGAGUCUCCAACCAAUAUCUUAUAGCAUGCAGUCCUUGUAUAUUGGGUAUGCUGUGGGAAGUCACUGACGGUGAUGUAGAUAGACUGACAGCAAAUUUGAUGGGAAAUUGGAUUCCUUCGCCAGCACCACGGCCUUGGUCAGAGGUCAAGAUGAAUGAAUGGUCUAAUGGAAUAUUGGCAUUCAAGAACAUGGAUUUGGAAAAUGGCAUUUCAACAAUGUCUCUAUCUGAAUCAAGACCUUGCAAAACAUCGGUAGAACCAGAGAUGCUGCGGGCUUUAGCUAAGUAUAGAGGAUCAUGCUCCCAGUACAUGACAAUGGCUGCAGUUGUGGUCCGUGGACUUCCUGUAAGACUAAAGUGAAUAUAAAUUUAAUAAUUGUGGAACUAAUUGAAAAACAUAUUUAAUUAAAUUACUGCACCACACCAAAUCCGAAUCUUCAAUGGAUUAGAUCAAGGUUUUAAAUUGAUCAAACGUUGUUCAUAUAUAUACCAAAAAUGGCAUCACUCUAUAAGAUUUUUAUAUUUUCAUGCUUUUCCAUAAAUAUUAUUCUAUUGAAUUUAGUGCAUUUGUAUCAUAAGCAAAGAUCUCGAAAGUGAAUAUAAAUAUUGAAUCUCGAAUCGAUUUGAAAUUUUUGCUGUGCUAUAACUGAAUAUUUUACUUGUAAACUUUGAGUCCGAUGAAACACAAAAAUGGUUGCAAGUGUUAAAACGUAUAUGAGAUAUAAUCAGGAAAUCCUUUCAUUCAGGAAUUAAAAUUAGUAAGUGUGCCCGGAUGUUGUAAAAAAUGCAAUGGUUUAUCGUUAACAUGAAGUGUUGGAUUUACUACAAAUAUGCACAUGUUAUUCUCUGUUAAACAUAUUAAAGAAGGUAAUUUAUAGGCCAAGAAAAUUUGAAUUAAUCUUUAUAUUUUACUUUUCCAAAAAGUAGAAAGCAUAAGGGUACAAAUACGUCAAAAUACUAUUCGAAUAUUUUGGGUUAAUAAUUUUAGUGCUAUAUAAUAUUUACAAAAUAAUUUCCACAUUUAAGAUAGAUCACAUGAUAAUCUGAGGUUCGGGCACUGAAGUGGCUAUACUUUUGUGAGGUAAGACCUGUCCACCGUUGAUGUACAAUUCAUCUUUAACUAUCACAUCUUCACCCAACACAGUUGUACCCUCCAUUCGAACCCAUCGUCCAACCACACUUCUCCAUCCGACUAUGCAUCUGUUUAACAAACAAAUAUUUU